UCGCCGUGGUGCCGCCGCGGCUGCUUGCCUGUGUGGAGAGCGAGCGAGUGAGGCAGAGCGGGGCGAGUGGACGGGGAGCCCUGCGCGCUCCGAACGGCUGGCAGCGAGUGAGCGGGUGGGCGCACGCUUCGCGCCUCCCCCUGCGGGGAACGGCCGGUGUGGACGCUGACUGUGGCCACCCAUGUCCAGCCGGGCCCUGGAGACCCUUCGCCUCUGAGGAGGGCGGCUCUUCCACCCCCCUCGCGCUCCCGCCCUCCCCCCCUCGCUGCACAAGCGCGGCGCCGCCUGGCUCGGCGGUCCGGACCCUGCCCUGGCCCCUUAAAAUGGCGAGCGGGAUGCUCGGCGGAGAAGGCGGCUGCACCGUGCUGGAGGCGAGAGACCGGGCUGCGGGCAUCGCCGCUGGAGCACCAGGCGGCGGAGGCGGCUUCAGCCACAACCAGCGGGCCAGCGCGUCCAGGCUUGCCGCUACUGCUGCUACUGGUACUACUGCUGCUGCUACCACCGAGGAGGACCAGGAGCUGAUGGAAGGCGCCCCUUGCCCGCCGCCCGCGCAGCCCGCGCACCAUCUGAUGCUUCUUCUGAGGAGAUCCCCCAGCAGCUCCCUCUGCCUCGUCCAGGAGGAGGACGCCUCGGCGACCGGGGGCAACGCCGGCGCGGGGCGAGGGGGCGCCGUGGCCUCAUCGCGAGCCGGCCCAUCGGCGCCCUCCAGCCGGGCAGCUGCCCCACCGGCGGCGUCCGCUGCCGCCUUCGGGGACGACGUGAGGAAAUGCGGCUACCUAAGGAAGCAGAAGCAUGGCCACAAGAGGUACUUCGUGCUGCGGGUGGAGAGCCACCUGGCCCCGGCCAGGCUGGAGUACUACGACAGCGAGAAGAAGUUCAAGAGCAGCAUGAGGGCGGCGGCGGCAGCGGCGGCUAGUGGGAGCGCAGCCCUCUGCUGCCCACCCCCGAAGCGGGUGAUUCCUCUGUACCAGUGCUUCACGGUUAGCCGGAGGGCAGAUGCCAAGCACAAGCACAUCAUCGCCCUGUACACCAAGGAUGAGUACUUUGCAAUGGUUGCCGAAAACGAGACCGAGCAGGAGGGCUGGUACCAGGCAAUCAGUGAGCUCAUGAGCCAAAGCAAGAGAGGGUUCUUGGAGCAGGAAGACCAGGCUGAUCCGCAGCUGGAUGACGACGACGAGCAUUACGGGACUGCUCUUCGGCCAGGGACCGUCUUCAAAGAAGUUUGGCAAGUAAACGUGAAACCCAAGGGACUGGGUCAGACAAAGAAUUUGACUGGGGUGUACAGGUUGUGUCUUUCCACCAAGGCCAUCCACCUUGUUAAGCUGAAUAGCGAGGUGCCCUCUGUCCACUUACAGCUAAUGAACAUUCGGCGGUGUGGGCAUUCAGAAAAUUUCUUUUUCAUUGAGGUGGGCAGAUCAGCCUCCAUUGGACCAGGUGAGCUUUGGAUGCAAGUGGAUGAUUCAGUGGUGGCCCAGAAUAUGCAUGAAACCUUCCUAGAAACCAUGAAAGCUUUGAAAGCCUUCUCUGAGUUUAGACCUCGCAGUAAGAGCCAGUCUUCCGGUGGUGGUAGCAGCACCAACCCCAUUUCCUUCAUCAGUACUAGGAGGCACCUGGGUAACCUGCCACCUAGCCAGACUGGCUUACAAAGAAGAUCCAGAACUGAAAGUGUUACUGGGGGGACCCCUCCAACCACCAAGAGUAGUAGCUCUUACCGUUUCAGAACUUCCAGUGAAGGGGAGGGGACAAUGACCAGACCAUUUAGGUCAGUUACUGGAAGUUUGAUUCAUCUGAAUACUGCAAGGAUGAAUUUGGGGCGUCAAGAAGGAAGUGGACGAUAUGUUAGAGCAGCAUUUAGUGCAUCUUAUCACACCAGGUCUGCAUCUCUGCCAGUGUCUCAUUUCCCUUCCACUACUAGUCCCAUCAGUGUUUCUUCAAGUAGUGGCCAUGGUUCAGCUUCCGAUACCUUCAUCAGGCCUUCCAGUUCAUCCGUCUGUGGGUCCCCAAGUGAUGGAGGUUUCAUUUCUUCCGAUGAAUAUGGUUCCAGCCCUGGCGACUUCAGGUACUUCCGUGUGAGGAGUAAUACCCCAGAUUCCUUGGGCAAUACACCUCCAAUCAGAGAAGAAAAUUGUUUAAAUGAAUACAUGUCUAUGAGCAAGCAGCAAAUGGAUAAUAAUAGUUCAAGAGACGAUUACCGGGAGGCUGAAAAAUGCUUCAGAAAAAGAACUUACUCUCUAACUAAGCCUGCUUCUAUACCAGCACAGCAGAAAACAACCCAAACAGCAACUUCGUUAGAUGAAGUUUCUUCAGGAAGCCAUGGACGCCUGCCUUUUUCUGAAUCGCCAAAAUUCAAAAAUAACCCUGAACCAGUGUAUGGGGAAUCUGCCCUUGAUUCUGUAUGCAAUCAAAGCAGGAAUAAAGCCAGAGAUGAUGGAUACAUGCCAAUGAUGCCAGGAGUUGCAUCUUCUUUUGCAAGCAACAGUGAUUAUCUGCCAAUGACUCCUAAAAGUGUGUCUGUUCCAAAGCAGAUAAACAGUUCCUGGCCAUCAUCGCAGGCUGACUGCAAAGGAUAUAUGAUGAUGUUUCCUAGGGCUAUCUCUUCACCUGUACGUAGUCCUUUAACUGGCUUCAGUAAAAGUGGCAAUGAGAAGUUGGCAAACAAUGAGUAUAUGGAUAUGUCACCUGGAAACUCAGCUGCUCCAAAGCAACCUAGUGAUUCAAAUUAUAUGCAUACCAGUUCCAAAAACUUUAGCUCAUAUUUCUCUCUCCCACGAAGCUUUAAGACUCUGUCAGGAGAAAAUGGUGAGCAUGAUGAAUAUGUUCCAAUGUCAUCACCAGGAAAAUUAUUGUAUAGUGGAGCUGAAAAUGACAACAAUAUCAGUAAUGAUGUUCUGGCUAAUGGCCAUUCCAAAUCUAUGCUGAAAGCUUCAGAUGAAGGACUUGAACAGAACAGAAUUACCAGGCCUACAAGACUUCCAUUAGGCACUAGAGGUAGUAACACUAUACCAAGAAUGUAUGAUCGUACAAUUCCACUUGAGCCAUCUAGUCCUGGUGAAUAUAUAAAUAUCGACUUCGGUGAAAAGGCAAGUAAUACACCUUAUUCUUUAUCUGCAGAAGGAUCACCAUCAUCUCUUGGCUCCAGUAGUGACCAUAGGCAGUCACCACUUUCUGACUACAUGAGUGUUGAUCUUGAUGUUCAGUCACCAAAGGCUGCUAAAGAACUAUCCAACUCCUUGACAGAUAUUUCAAUUUAUGCAAGUUCUAGUAUUCCCAGAAAUCCACCUGACUCAGAUUAUGCUAGGCUCUCAUUUGGUACUGCUUGUGUUAGCAAAGGAAGUGGUAGGAUUGAUGACUAUACAGAAAUGACCUUCAACAUGGCAGCAAUGCCACCUGGACCAUUUACCACCGAAAGCAAAAAUGGCUUAAAGAUUGAUAGUCCUCCUUCAAUUGUUAAUAGACUGUGCAUUGUUGACCAAUAUGCUGGUAGCAGUGAGUUCUCUGUUCCUAGUCCUGAUCUGCCAGUAGUACCUAAAGUUAUUCGUGCUGAUCCACAGGGAAGGAGAAGGCAUAGCUCUGAAACAUUUUCUUCCACUGGCACUGUUACCACUUCUUCUUCUUUCUUUACUGAUAGUAGCAAAAGGCACAGCUCUGCCUCUUUUGACAAUGUGUGGUUGAAACCUGAAGAACACAUUUCAGAUGGCCAUGAAAGCAAGAUGUCCAGAGAUACUUCAAUUGGAUUUCAGAAUGGCUUGAACUAUAUAGCUCUAAAUUUACAAGAUAAUUCUCUAAACUGUGAGGAGAGCCCUAGUUCACCAAACUGCCACCUCCCAAAUGGUACUUUGAAUCUGGAAAGUGGAGUGUAUGUGAGCAUAGACUUCAGCAGAUCAGAUGGUUUGAAGUGCAACUCUGCAAGGAAAGACUGAUGGCAUUACUAUGGAAACCAUUGUGAGAAGAGCAGGCUUUCCAGCUGGUAUCUCCAUAACUGUGUGGUGCUUUUGGAAGCAGAGCCCAUCUCCAGUCAACUCCAUUCACUUCCACCAGCACAGACACAGACAUGCAUCAUUGGGAAUGAUUUUUCAUCGCGUGUUGGUUGAGACUACAGUUGUGCUUUUCCAAAUUAACUUUGGUCAUAUAUAAGUUUUGAUGACAGAGGUUUCUUUCCUCCCCCCUUAGCAUAUCUGUAUGGGAGACAAGAUGAAUGCUGUGUUCCUUCUACACUUCCCAUCAGUUUGUUUUGAGAAGUCACUUGGUAUCUGAGAAUCUACCUAAUAUGAGUUUUGCUUUUCUAGUACUUGAAGUGAUAGCAUAAAUGUUUUAUAAAUGGUUUAGAAAUAUAUUAUUAUUAUUGUUGUUGUUAUUAUUAUUAUUAUUAUUGCAGUUUUGAAGGGAUGGGAACAACAGGCUAAGGCUUUGAUCCUAAGCAUGCUUGUUUGUAAGUCUCAUUGAAAGUGGGUUAUAUUUUUGGGACUAGAGGUCUGCAGCCAAUGUUUUGAAUAGACAAUUGCAACACAUACAGCCUUCCCCGCCCCGCUACCUAAUAAAUAGGCUACCAGGGAAUCUCUCCCGUGUCCCCCUCCUCAUGCAUGCUAUUGCCUGUCUAUUUCUCUUACAUGCAUAAGAGAAGCUUAUUGUUUAUCUUCACCCACUUCAUGCUUUGGCCAGGAUAGAAUAGGUGGAGAACCUACCACCUCACUUUGCCUUCCUACCCACCUCCCUGAUCCUCAACAUUUGUAGCUGCAUUUGCAAAGAAGUCAUUUAUUGUUUACUCCAUCAGUGGCCACUUUUGAAAACAGCUGCUGCUAGAGCAUACUGUAAAGAUAAUUUGCAAUUUCUGAGGAAUAAGUGUGUGUGUGUGUGUGUGUGUGUGUGUGUGUGUGUAUGCGUGCGCGCGCGCACACACACACACACACACACUUUUCUCCUCUUCCAGAGUGAACAAGGCAGGUAAAUGUCCUGAUCCUGUACCAACUGUAAGGAAAUCAGAACCACUAAAAUCAGUGGGACUUACAGGUAAACAUGCAUUGAACUAGUAUGUAACCCAAGUCUGUCUGUCUCUCCCCCCCCCCCCCCUCACACACUCUAUCUUUGGCUCCGUUCUGGAGAGGGAGACACAUGCACAGAUUGUGGUGAGAUUUCACAGCCACAAGAACAAUAUGCUAUAAGGGAGAGAAAUGGUACUUAAAUGAGACUUGGGGUGGGGGGUUGGUUAAAUUUUGCUUUAUGAUGCAAGAGAGUUAUGGACUCUGUCUUUUUUAUUUUUAUAAUCCUAUGUCCUCUUAAAAUGAAAAUUGUUGAGAAUAUCUUGAAUGUAAAGGUAGAACUGAAGAAUUGGUUGUAUUUUGAUUAUACUUUUCAGUUUUCUUUAUCUCCCUGUGUAGUCCCCCCCCCCCCAAUUAAUGAUACAUUUUGGAUUAGCAGGAAGUUGAUUGCUUUAUAAGUUCAAAUGGGGAGAAAUGCAGACUUUACAACUGUAUAUUAUCCCUGCAUUACAAUGUUGAUGUGCUGUAGAGCUUCUAUAGAGAGGAUUCCUUAAACUUUAGUGAAAGAACCCUUUUCAUUUGGAACUAUUUUUCUUUCUUUACAAAAUUAGGGGACAGAAAGACUGUCCUAUUAUACCUGUGGGGAAAGGGAUACAUUAUCUUACUAGGAUUAUUGUUUAAAUUGGGAAUUAAAAAUUGUAGCCAGAAGCCAGGUGCCUCACUUACGUCAUUAAAGAGCAUGACACUAGUUAUUGGUUCUGACACUAGUUGUUAGAACUUAUAGUAUAUACUAAUAAUAAGAAGCACUGAUAACUGAAAGGGUUGAAAGCAGUAAACAAAUCCUCAGGCACAACACAGCUGGUAUUCCUCUACGUUGUAUAUUGUACAAGUAUUGAGUAAGGGUUGCCUCACCUUUUGACAUUACCUUUCCAAAGUGCAGUGGGCCUACCACUUUACUUACACUAUCACAGCCUUAUGUGGAGGGGGGAAUAAAUAAAUUGAGAGUGGGGGGAACCUGCCAUUCUGCACCUCCCAUUUAUUUAUUUUCCACACACCCAGUGGGUUUUCCUUUCUUACUGGCUUCUGGGAAGGAGGCAUGAGAGCUCUGGAAGUGUCCCUUUUUUCUUGAUUUAUUUAUUUAUUUGCUUUUCUGUUACACGUUCUCUGCUGAUACAUAAACUAAAUACCUAAUACAUAAUACUGACCACAUAAACUCAUACAAUCAAAACAAAACAAGUAUAUCCUUUCAUAUACUUCCCUUCCACUCCUUCCAUGGUAUCUUAUCUAAUCCCUUCCCAACUGCGUCGUCUUGUAAAUUUUUCAUUCUUCCUCUCUUUACCUCUUGUUAUAACUUACACUGCUGAAGUACUCACAUUCUGUUAGGUUAAUUAUCUUGUUAUGAUUUUUCAUAUAUUCUAUAUAUAACUUACAUUCUUAUGUUUUUUGUCAUCUCUGUUUCUAAUUCUAUUAGUCAUAGCCGCUAAUUCCACAUAUUCCAACAAUUUAUGAUGCCACUCAUCUUUUGUUGGAACGACAUUCAUUUUUCAUUUUGGUGCCAGUAAAAUCUGAGCAGUGGUGGUGGCAUACAGCAACAGACUCACUUGAUUCAGCAACAGACUCACACUCCCAAUAUUCUUUAAUCACACUGCAGGACCACCCAGAGGCUGGUGAGGAAGGAAAACCCACUGGGUGUGUUGGUAAAGGGAAAAUAAAUGGAAUAGCAGGCUCCUGCACUUCCCAUUUAUUUCCUACCCCACCCUACCCAUGUAAGGUCGUAAGUGGCAGACCUACUGUACUAGACCAGUUUGUAUAACAAAUUAGAUCCUCCUGUCAAUUUUGAUGUUCAUGACUCUGGUUAGUAUUAAUAUACAUGUCACACAGUGAUACAGGUAAUUUCUGACAAAUAUAUAGUUGGCAUCCAUGAGUUUAUGCAGAACCCAGUAAUCAGAAGGAGGAAAAAAAUAUGCUGCAGAGUUUAAAAGCACAGAUGAAUAUCUGAAUCUAGAAAAGCAAGGUUUCCAAGAGUAUAGUUACCUAGUUGCUGCUAAAUGGAUUUUGACUUAAAAACAUGACCACUUUUCUAGACCACAAUACUGUCUUGCCAUGUACGUUUUGUUUGGACUCUGUAAAUUAACAAUGCAAUAGGUACUUUACAUCUUUUCAUUUAAAAAAUGAAAAUUGGGUGAUAGUUAAGAAAUGAUUCUGAAAAAGGUUUAGAAAUGUUAACAAAUAUUAGAUCCUGAGGCUGCCAUGGUACAAUAUACAGCACUGAUUUUACAAAUGCUGAAUAAAUAAGCAAAUGGGUAACCUCAACUCUACUGGUACAAAUAUUAACAGGUACAGCAUAAUAAAUAUGCAAUCUUUUUUGUCUUAGUUUACAGCAACUAACUUAUUCAGUAUUGUGCUGGAAGAUCAUUUUCCAACUAUGUAAAACAUAUCACUAUGUGGGCAACCUUCCAGCCACCCGUUUUAUGCUGCUGUAUAGUACAGAAAAACCAAUGAUGGAACAACGUUUGUCCUGUAAAUUUAAUUUGAUAUUGACAGUUAUUGUCUGUACAAACUAAAACAUAUAUGGUUGAAACUGUUCAUUAUAUUUGCUAUUUCUGCUUCACUGAUCUGUUAAAAAGUUUUGAGCUGAUUGAUCCGGCUGUGUCUUCCAUUGUAAAUAUUGUUACAUCAUUUUUCAUGGUAAAAUGCAGCACAUUUGCAAUUUUGGGAGACUGGCUUGAAGCUCUGUAUAGUGUUUAUAUUUAUCUGAAUUGGCUUUCCAUAGAGCUACUUGCAGUAAAUGUGUUCAUGGUA
Messenger RNA from Zootoca vivipara (common lizard), 7778 nucleotides. RefSeq names its product insulin receptor substrate 4 (gene IRS4). NCBI's taxonomy places the organism in Eukaryota, Metazoa, Chordata, Lepidosauria, Squamata, Lacertidae. The record is from RefSeq and is a predicted model, not a curated record. Gene Ontology annotation, cellular component: cytosol; plasma membrane. Gene Ontology annotation, molecular function: insulin receptor binding; phosphatidylinositol 3-kinase binding. Gene Ontology annotation, biological process: insulin receptor signaling pathway.